GCACUAGUAAUGUUCACUUGUUAGUAAUGCCCUGUUUGCCAGGCUGUUGACCCUCUGUGUUCCCCUCCUGCAGGUUUUAGGAGCCGUUGCUGUGGACGGAGAGACGGGGACGUGAGCGGCCAUAGGGGGUGACCAGGGUGCCGAUGAGCCCCCCAUCUGCUCGGUGUGCGGGCUGAGCUUCGAGGGACUGAGCUUCGGUGGAGGACCACAUGACGGGGCACAACAAGGAGAAGCGUUAUAAGUGCGAUGUAUGUGGCACGGCCUGCUGGAGCCCGAGCCAGCUGGACAUCCACCGGCGGGUGCACACGGGAGACCGCCCCUUCGACUGCUCGGAGUGCGGCAAGAGCUUCACCCAGUCCAGCACCCUGGUGAAGCACCAGCGCACCCACACCGGCGAGCGCCCCUACACCUGUACCCAGUGUGGCAGGGAUUUCAUCGAAUCCAGGCAACUGCUGGUACACCAGCGCACCCACACCGGCGAGCGUCCCUACACCUGUACCACGUGCGGCAAGGGCUUUGCUCAGUCCAGCACCCUGGUGGGCCACCAGCGCACCCACACCGGCGAGCGCCCCUACACCUGUGUCCAGUGCGGCAAGGGCUUCUCCCAGUCCAGCAACCUGCUGGUUCACCAGCGCACCCACACCGAUGAGCACCCCUACACCUGCGCCCAGUGUGGCAAGGGCUUCACCACAUUCGACAGCCUGCUGGUGCACCAGCGCACCCACACCGGCGAGCGCCCCUACACCUGUGCCCAGUGCGGCAAGGGCUUCACCAAAUCCGGCAGCCUGUUGGAGCACCAGCGCACCCACACAGGCGAGCGCCCCUACACCUGCGCCCAAUGCGGCAAGGGC
This is a messenger RNA of Amblyraja radiata (thorny skate), 851 nucleotides long. Its product is annotated as zinc finger protein 239-like. The transcript has 2 exons. The record is from RefSeq and is a predicted model, not a curated record. Gene Ontology annotation, biological process: regulation of transcription by RNA polymerase II; embryo development. Gene Ontology annotation, cellular component: nucleus. Gene Ontology annotation, molecular function: RNA polymerase II transcription regulatory region sequence-specific DNA binding; DNA-binding transcription factor activity, RNA polymerase II-specific. The annotation marks the transcript as partial. Lineage: Eukaryota; Metazoa; Chordata; Chondrichthyes; Rajiformes; Rajidae.